This is a messenger RNA of Acyrthosiphon pisum (pea aphid), 3250 nucleotides long. RefSeq names its product ras-specific guanine nucleotide-releasing factor RalGPS2. The record is from RefSeq and is a predicted model, not a curated record. Gene Ontology annotation, biological process: Ras protein signal transduction. Lineage: Eukaryota; Metazoa; Arthropoda; Insecta; Hemiptera; Aphididae. Gene Ontology annotation, molecular function: guanyl-nucleotide exchange factor activity. Gene Ontology annotation, cellular component: plasma membrane.
UCAACGACCAAAUACUGAUUACACGACGGACGGCCCUGUGAUAACGAUCAGUAGGUAAGCGCGCUUGUGUGUGUGUGGUGUGUCGGAAGGCACAGUCGGCCGUCGUGCGCGCUCGGAACUUAUUUAUUAUUAUCAUCACCGUCGUUUAUCAUAAUAAUAAUAUAUAAUAAUAACAAUAAAAUAUAUUGUUAUAACAUUUUACAUCAUAAUAAUAUCGUUAUUAUAUACAAGUACACGACAACUACCAGUGACGUACUGAUGUCCGGACCGUCCAGUUAGUCCAGUUUCCUGUACGCCGCGAAACGACAACAAACGUCCUCCCCGGACCUGCGUCUAGCUACUACACUACUACAGGUAGGUAGUGCGACCGAAUCCGGAGACGUUUUACGUUUUAAUUUACGUGAAAUUUUUGCCUUUCCGACCGGCUUUAGAGUAGCUAAUUCGGGUACGCGUUCUGUAGUCUUUCGCGGUUUUCAGUAGGUAGUGAACGAAUACGUAACUCCGCGACGCAUCGGUACGAGACCUUAUAAAAAUAUUGUUAAAUUAUUUUCUUCAGGAUCGCAUAUCGUCGCCUUUCAAUUUUCCCCAGUAAGAAAAGCGUCCGCCCGUCCGGAGCCUAACAUAACUACGAGAUUUGACUGCUGAAACGGACCAAAUAAAAACGAGUGCAGCAGCAGAACACCUGCCGUCUCAGAGUUUUCCUUUUAUCCACAACAUCGUUUGACGCAGUGCCCCCACCCCCAACUACUCUACUACAGCCAUUCCAUUACAAAACAUCCCCCGUUCAGGGAUAUCGCUUUCAAUCAACAGCACUGUAGAAUGAAUAUCAGUUAUCUAUGGCAAAGAUGAGGUAUGCAGAUAUGCCCAGAGAUGUUUCUAUUGACAAUUUCCCUUCGCUCAACGUGUCUGAGAAAGUAAAGUCAAAGGCAUACGAUGAUGAUGAUAAAUUAGAACAUUUAGUUUCCAACACAGAGUAUAGAAAAUUAACCACAUACAACUCUUUGAAAAAACACCCAUCAAAUCUAUCAACUCCGUCGUGUGAACAAAGGCAUAGAAGACGUCUUUCAGAAACAUUAACAUGUGGCUUGGCAAGACAAUGUAAAACUCACAGUCUACCUUGUAAUAUGACAUUAAAACAUCCUUAUAGUGUUUCACCAGUCGAUGAAAAAGAUGUUGAUAAGACUAAGGGUGUUUUGUCUCCUGGUAUACUUCCGGAAGAUUGGGCUGCCCAACUCACAUUAUUAGAUUUAAAUAUAUUUAGUCAAAUAUCCCCAGAAGAAUUGUCUUCGUGUUCUUGGAAUAAAUAUAAUGUUUUGGAUCAAAUUUUAAACAUGAUAAAUUUUAAGGUAUCAUUUUGGGUUGUUCAAGAAAUAUUGAAAGGCACCACUCCAAAACUGCGUGCUGAUCUGAUCACUCAGUUUAUAAAGAUCUCCAAAAAAAUGUAUGACCUUAAUAAUUUCCAUUCAUUAUUUGCUGUUAUUUCCUCCCUUCAAAGUGCUUCAGUUUAUAGACUGUCUAAAUCAUGGAACAAUGUGUCGAAGAAAGAUCGGCAAUCAUUCGAUAAACUAGCCAAUGUUUUCUCGGAAUGUAAUAACUGGAGGAAUCUUCGGGAUCACCUAGAAACCUUACGUUUACCAUGCAUACCUUAUUUAGGUGUAUUUUUGACUGAUUUGGUAUAUGUUGAUAUGGCACAUCCUCAUAAAAGUAGCGGCUUAUUAGAAUCAGAAGCAAGGCGCCUGAAAAUGAAUAAUAUUCUAAGAGUAAUAUCACAUAUGCAGCAGAGCCGUUAUGAUCAUCUGAUACGGUUUUCUAGGAUAAAUGAUUAUUUGAACUCUAUUAGAUAUAUUGAAGAACUGCAUAAGUUUGUUCAAGACGAUCAAUAUAAAUUAUCAUUAAAGUUAGAACCUUUAUCCUGCCAAACAGAAAACUCUAGAGGUUCUAAAGAAUCCGUCAAUCAAGUGUUGUUAGAUUCAUUGAGUUUAUCACCAGCAAAAUCAACUGAUUUAAUGCGAAUAAGAAAAUUUUCUUUAUGUAAGCAACAACAACAAAAAACAAAUUGUUCAAAAUAUCGCAGUGCAAGUCUACCACGUAGUUUUCUUAAAAAACCUGUGAAUCAAUCUGCAGUGUGUAAUAAUAAUAGUUUGAUCCAUAAAUCUGAUGAAGGAAUAUUGUCAACUGUAAACUCGAGAAAUUUACUAGAUGAUUCGCUCAUAGAAGAGAAUACAUUAGAUCUGUCUAAUUUAAACCUAUCGCCCUCUCAAACAUUGAAAGGAGCCCAUAAAAUAAGUUUAGAAAGUUGUUUAAGGCGUAAAGUGGUUUUGAAAAAUGGACGAAAACCAGCUGUGACAACUUGGCAACGUUAUUGGAUACAACUAUGGGCAUCGGUAUUAAUUUAUUACUCACCCAAGUCGUUUAAAGGUUGUAACAGAAAUGACUUUAAACGAGAGCCUUGCAAACUGUGUCCGUUAAAAGGAUGUACUAUUAGUCUUGGUGAUAAUCCAGAUACAUUUUUAAUCAAGCAUCCCGAUCAAAGAAAUACAUAUAAGUUUCGAGCUGAGAGUGACAAUACAGCGUUACAAUGGUACAGACGAUUGUACCAUGCAGCACAGUCAGUACACCAACCUGACACUAAAUUACCCGAUAACCUUAUAAGUUUCGACUGAUUAGUUUUAACAUUUCAUUUUACUUUGAUUGCAGUUGGUUCUUGUGAAAAAUUAAUUAUUAUCUUUAAUCCAAUAAUAUAAUAUAAUAAUAUAAUUCAAUUAUGAAUAUUUAUAACUCAAUUGUAUUAUAAAUGUUUUGUUCGCAUAAGCACCUGCUACUUGUUCUCCCACUAGAUUACAGUCUUUGUGUUAGUGGACACUAAUCAGACAACAUAUCUCUGCAUCUUAAAAUUAUUAAGUUUGCUCUGACUAAUGUUAUUAUAGUCCGGGCAACGAAAACUGGCCGGUGACCAUCGCGACUAGCAGCCAUUUCCUGGCGGGCGGGUUAGUCGGGUAAGACAGGCGGGAUGGCAGACGGGCGGGCAGGUCACGGGGGUCACCGGCCAGUUGUCAUUGCCCGGACUAUAGUUUAUUGAUUGUUUGAAAGUAUUUUAUUUUUUACUCUGGCUGUUGUUUAUAUAAUUAUAUGUAUUUAGUUAUGGAUAUUCUUAUCUACAAAACACUUAACUUAAAUUGUAAAAAUGCACACAUAAAUAGUCCCUAAAAUAAAAUAAAAAUGGCCAAAGCCUGAGUUCCUUACACUAAAA